Molecule: messenger RNA, 3428 nt
Organism: Saccostrea cuccullata (small rock oyster)
Lineage: Eukaryota; Metazoa; Mollusca; Bivalvia; Ostreida; Ostreidae
Product: carcinoembryonic antigen-related cell adhesion molecule 5-like
Exons: 7
Coding region: 115-1794 (559 amino acids)
Source: RefSeq, a predicted model, not a curated record
ACUGUAGAAGCCAAGGAGGGUGAAUCCAAAUACUUUUUAUGGACUGCAGAUUAUUUCCCUAAAAGUGGACUUUACCUCAUUUUUCAUGUAUAUAACGAUUCCGUGUCGACGAUAAUGCAGAUAGGGGACAAGGACCCGUCAACUGAGAAGUACGUGUAUCACACCCGACCCCUGGAUUCUGUAAAUAUACAGUUUGAGGUGAAAAAUAUAACAGUUCAAGAUGCCGGAUAUUACGCAGGAGGACCCUCUAAGGCAGAUGCUUUGACAGGAGAAGGAGUUGUUCUUGUUGUUUUUGGAAAACCAGUUAAAGCACAAAUAACUGGAAAUCUGAAUAUUCAAGUCGGGAGAUAUGCCUACUUGAAAUGUGAAAGUAUAUCUACGUCUGCUCCGUCCUAUUACAAGAGGUUCCCGCCAUUAACGUACUCAUGGUUUGUCAACAACAGCAGGCUUGAAAGAGAGGUUAUACAAACCUAUAGAUUUACUGUCACCGAUGAUGCUAAAUACAACAGAUACAGCUGUCAGGCAAAGGAAACGCUAGAAUCAGAAAAAAGUGAAGAAAUUCAGAUUAACCCUUUAUAUGGUCCAAGGAGUGUUAUAAUUUCUCCUACACCUGGUAAUGAGGUUAGUGUUCACGAAGGGGGAAUGUUUGGUCCCUACAAUUGUUUAUCUGACUGUAACCCACCUUGUACCUUACAAUGGAAGUAUAGCAGUUCAAAAGGCGAUUUUCUCAAUCUCUCAUCUGCUGGAAACUUUUCAAUUUCUUUACCAAAGACAAAAGCAGUUAGAGCUAAUAUAACGUUUAUUCGAUGUGAAGUAAAUGGCAUCGAAAAAACAGAAGUAUCAGACAUCAAACUGAACAUUCAAUAUUUAUUGGAACCGAGGUUAUAUAUUAAUGGUAAACCCAGCAAUGCAUUAAUCAUUAAUGAAACAGAUCACGUUUUUCUGUCGUGUUUUGUCGAAGGAAAUCCUAUUCCAGAAGUCUCCUUUCUGAAUCUCACUGGGAACCAAAACUAUAUACAUAGCGUAAAUCAUAGGGUAAACUACACAUUGAUCAGAAUGGUCCAGUGCUCUGACACGGGUACUUUCGAAUGUGUCGGACAAUCGACUGAGUUUGGGAAGAGGAAUCAGUCCUUUAGUGUUAACGUUCUCUGUGACCCUCGUCUUGAUGAACUCACUUUGGUGAAUAAAAUCUAUAGAUCAAGUAGCGGCCCGGGUGUAAAAGUUGUUGUAAGUUUACCAGUUGUUGCAAAUCCCCUUACAUCUACAUCAGAGUUCGUUUGGUUGGGACCUAAACUUGAGUCAAUAUCUUUGAACGUUUCACAAAGAGAUAACGUUGUGUACAAACACUGGAUCAACAGCACCAUUCCCGUUCCUGAUGAGGAAUCUUUCGGAACCUAUUCGCUGAAAUACAAAGGGAAAGACUUUGCUGAUAUUACAAUUCACGCCAAAGAUUCUACAGAAAUCUCUCUGACGACCUGGAUUAUUAUUGGAGGCUUUAUUGGUUUGACUAUUCUGUUGCUGACGAUCAUUGGUGUUUAUAAGCUCGCUUUUCGUCGAGGAAUUAGAACAGUAUCGAUUCAACAACCUCAACCAGCUCACGAUAUCGAUUUCAAGGUCCUGAAUAGAACAUUUGACGACAUUGAUGACGCAACUGUAGAAGAACAAGAUCAGAAUCAUUCUUCUCAGACACAGGAGGACGUAACUAAGGAGACUGAACAAAUACAGCUACUGACAUAUUGUCAGAAUGUCAGUGAACAUCAAGAAAACUAUUAUGAACGGUUAAAGCCAAUCUAAUUAAAAUUAAGAUGUUCCGAAACCGCUACCGAUUCUCAAACAGUUUGUACUUUUUCGUUUGUGUUAUUCCCUUAAGGAUGCCAGACUGGCGGACUAUACAUUAAAUUAAUACCCAAAUUACUUUAAUUUAACGUAAGACAGUACCAGUAAUGAAUAUGUAGCUGUGGAACUAAUUCUAGAAUGUUUACCGAAGCUUUUGAUACAAUCGAAUCUGGUUGGCUACUCUUUUUGUGUUUAUUCAAUCAAAAGGUCGCUGUUGUUAGAUGUUUGAGAACGUUAGCGGAUCAUCUUAUUUUGAUUAGAUUGAGUUAAAGCCAGGUCAAAAUAGACUUGGUUAAAUAGAGAUGUAACUUUUUUGUAUUAAUGACUUAAAAGAUAUCAAAGUUAAAAGAUUAUUUUUAUUAAGGUGGCAGAGGAUAGUUUCGGAUUAAAUACCGGUCUUAAAUUAGAAAAAAAAUAGAAACCUAAGGUUUGAAUGUAUAUUAUAGAUAAUUUUAUCGCUAGAAUAUUUUAUGAGUGCAUUUGGAGGGAACUCAGGUGGCGUUUUAUUAUUAAAAUAUGACACUUAAGUGUCACUACUACUGUAUAUGGGAUAUGGACUAGAAAUAACUUUUCCGGUAUUUCACCAGAAAAGCGGGGUGGGUUCAUAGGAUGAAUUGUACCUUGAAAACGAGGUGGUUGAGCCAUUGUCUUUUGCUGUUCAGUAAUAUGUACAAAUGUUGUUCUGCAAUUUGUGUGGUAGCUUAAGUCAUUAGAAUGGGCCUGGAAGCAGUUUUGGUUGCGGCGAAAUAGUGAAAAUAGGCUUGAUUUACAUGAAAUUUUGAGAUUGUCCCUGCGCGAUCAUUAAGGCUCACUGUGUAAGUUUUAUUCCUAAAAGCUUUAAAUUCCUCAAGGUACUAUACCAUACAAUUAUUACAGGUAGAGAGAAUUUCAAAUUUUCCAAUGCACAUUUUAAAAGCAGCUCAAUAUCAAGUUAACCGUCAGUCAAACGUUUUGAUUGCCAAAAAAACUAACCUCUGCCACCUAAACUCUGUAUGACAAGAUAGGGAAAAAUAAUUUGUACACUUACAUCUAUCAGAAAAAUCAGGAACAGCAAAAUUUAACUUUACAAGGGAGAACAAUGCGAAAAUCAACCAAGUGGACAAUUCCUUAUUCGUCCAUGCAACAUCAAUAACGUUGGGGUGAUAACAAUUUAAUGUUUCUUAACAAGACUUAGAUAUUAUCGAUCGUAUCCAAACGUGCACUAUGCCUAGCAGUUAAACAUACUGUAAAAGUGGAUAUUUACGUGUGGGGGAAAUUUACACUAAUUACGCGCUAAGCUAAGAACCAUAUAAAAUACCAUCGCGCAUAUGGUCACAAAAUUUCAAACUUCUGGAAUAAUUCUAGAUUAUUACUUCUACUGUCAGACCUCUAAAUAUUUUGUCUGAUGUUGCAUGUCAUUCAUUUAAUAUACCGGUAUUCAUACAUUAAGUUUAUUUUAAAUUAUGUAGUAGGCCUACUUGAUAUGCCUUAAUAUUUACGUUCAAAUUUCGACAGGUUUCAAAGUAUUUGUAUAUUUCAUUCAUGCGGAGACAAUCAGUUAUUUUCAGAAAAUAAGAAGAUAAAUAAUAAACUGUGUUUUCUUGUCAUAUUCA